AUGCGCCAGUUUGCCACUGUCUCGUACUCGCCUUGGGCCAAUCCCUAUUCCACAGGGCCCAAUGCCGGCAAGAGCGCCUAUGCAACACCAGCCGCACAGCAACCAGUAUAUCGCCGCAUAGUGUUUCCACCCGCCCCCAUCUUCUACCAUCCGGACGUCGAACAGGUCGUGGGAGAAGAAAGCGAUGACGAUGAUUCCGAAGAGGGUCAAACCGGUGUACCCGUUGAUAAUGCCUUGGUAGAGGCUCCAGAACCACCGCCAUCUACCGCACCCGAGCCCACACCUGCGCCCGAGGCGCCUAGUGAAGCCGUGCCAGAGGCAGCUCCAGCACACCAACCAGUAGAGCUAGAGCCGCCACCGGCUUCUGACCCGCCAGCUGAACCAGUACCUGUACCAAGUGCGAGUACAGAGGAAAUCGCCGCGCAGUCAGAGGCCCCAGAAGCACCAUCCAUCCCUGUGGAAGACAAUGCCGGUGAAGAGGCUAAGCCAGACGAUGUCAAGGAUGAACCGCCUGGGGGAAUUGCUGGCGAUGCGACGGCAAAAGAGGGCGAAAACGUGACUCCGUCAGCCACAGCGGAAGCCUCUUUGUCCGUCGUCGAUAAGCCUGGCCCUAGCGACGAUGCAGCUGCGCCGGUGGAUGUACCUGCCGAUGAUGGCCCGCCUCCACCACCUACCGAGCCUACCCUAGAAGAGUCCGCCACGUCGGACGAACCUGAACAGGUCGCUCCAGUUCCCCCUAUCGUCACUGCCCAAGAGCCUGCUGAGAAGAGUGGUGAGUGUGAGCAGGCUGCUCAAGAGCCCCCGAUGUCCCCAACUACAAAAUCUGUUCAUUUCUCCCCUGACGUAAAAGACCCAGACGCCGUUAGCAUUGGCAGCAAGAAGAAAGGGAUCGCGAAGAAGCUUGGCAAAGGCAAGGCCACCGGUUUCGUGCGUAUCAGAGAUCCUGUUCCCGUCCGACCGGCGUCGCCAGAGGAGAAGAAGAAGCCCGGUAAAGAGGACAGAAAGAAAGCUGUCAAGGACAACAAGAAGAAGGACAAGCCAUCGAGUGUUCACAAGGCCGACAAAGAGCCUGUAGAGAAGGAGCCAGCGCCAUCUACGUCGUCGAAGAAAAAGCCCGGCAAAGCAGACGAGCGAAAGAAGAAGAAGCACGACGAGAAGGAAAGGAAGUCAAAGGGCAAGAAGACUAGGAAGGAGAGCGAUGCUUCCCACACCGAGGAUGAACCCGCAGGUGACGGAGACGAACAGCCCGACGGCUCUGUGAUUGCUUCGGUCGCAGCACCGCCCUCCGACGACCCUCAACCAGCAGGUGAAGCACCCGGAGAAUGUGUUACCAAUCCACCUGCCGAAGACCAGCAGGAGGAUAGCACCGAUGCUACUGAACAGAGUGCGCCGGAAGCAAGCCCGACAGAUGGGGACGGCCAGCCUGCAGACCUAGGACCAGCAGCAGUAGAUGAGCCGCCUGCAGAGGAGGUUGCAGCUUUGGACCCAAGCGCACCUGGGGAAGAUACGCCACCCUCAGAAGAGCAAGCUUCACCAGAGAAGGGCGCUGUGACCGAUGAAGUAGCUCCUCCAGAAGAA
Paraphaeosphaeria sporulosa is the source of this 1578-nucleotide messenger RNA. RefSeq lists its product as uncharacterized. The annotation marks the transcript as partial. Lineage: Eukaryota; Fungi; Ascomycota; Dothideomycetes; Pleosporales; Didymosphaeriaceae. The transcript is spliced from 2 exons. The record is from RefSeq and is a predicted model, not a curated record.